UACAUCUCCCAGUUGAGAUUUCCAGUCUGGACUUGGAGCGAUGACGUUGUUUCUGAGGACUGGGGAGGGACUCAGCGGGGCUGACAGGAAAACCAAGGAGUAGGUGGGGCCCUGAGCAAUUCAGGCGGAAUCCUGCUUUGAGAGCGAGACUGCCGAGAAUCGGUUCUUUAUCAAUGACCUAAUUAUCGCCUUCAGCGAAGAGUUAUGAACGUCUAGCUGAUGGACACUUGGCAUUCAGGCCAAAUAGGUGACUAGGGCCUGUUUCUCAGACUGAUCUGGAGCAAGGAGAGCCCUGCUCGUUCACACAGUACACAUGAGGCGAGGGCAGUGCUCCUCAUGAUCCUCAUUGUAAAAAGGCCUCCAUGCAUGAAUGGGACUACCACAGGAGCUGGGCAGAGCUGUUUGUUUGCAUUCUGAUUGGGAACACUGGAAUCAUUUUCAUCAUGCCGACAGUGGUGGUAAUGGAUGUAUCACUUUCCAUGACCCGACCUGUGUCUAUUGAGGGGUCCGAGGAAUACCAGCGUAAGCACCUAGCAGCCCAUGGUUUGACGAUGCUGUUUGAACACAUGGCCACAAAUUACAAGCUUGAAUUUACAGCACUUGUGGUUUUUUCAUCACUUUGGGAGUUGAUGGUCCCCUUCACGAGAGAUUAUAAUACCCUACAGGAAGCACUAAGUAAUAUGGAUGAUUAUGACAAAACCUGCUUGGAGUCUGCAUUAGUUGGCGUUUGCAAUAUCGUUCAGCAAGAAUGGGGUGGUGCAAUUCCUUGCCAGGUUGUCCUGGUAACAGAUGGCUGUCUUGGCAUUGGUAGAGGGUCAUUACGACAUUCCCUAGCUACUCAAAAUCAACGAAGUGAAAGCAACAGAUUUCCACUGCCUUUUCCUUUCCCAUCUAAGUUAUAUAUCAUGUGCAUGGCAAAUUUGGAGGAGCUCCAAAGCACCGAUUCCUUGGAAUACCUUGAACGUCUCAUAGAUUUAAACAAUGGUGAAGGGCAGAUUUUUACUAUUGAUGGCCCCCUGUGCUUGAAGAAUGUACAGUCUAUGUUUGGAAAACUGAUAGAUCUGGCAUAUACACCUUUUCAUGCUGUUCUCAAGUGUGGCCACCUAACUGCUGAUGUACAAGUCUUCCCCAGGCCAGAACCUUUUGUUGUAGAUGAAGAAAUUGAUCCUAUCCCUAAAGUCAUUAACACAGAUUUGGAAAUAGUGGGAUUUAUUGAUAUAGCUGAUAUUUCAAGUCCCCCAGUUCUGUCCAGACAUCUGGUCUUACCUAUAGCACUUAACAAAGAAGGUGAUGAGGUGGGUACUGGCAUCACUGAUGACAAUGAAGAUGAAAAUUCAGCCAAUCAGAUUGCAGGCAAAAUACCCAACUUCUGUGUCCUGCUCCAUGGUAGCCUGAAAGUAGAAGGAAUGGUAGCGAUUGUUCAGUUAGGUCCUGAAUGGCAUGGAAUGCUCUACUCCCAAGCUGACAGCAAGAAGAAAUCAAACCUCAUGAUGUCUCUCUUUGAGCCUGGCCCAGAACCUCUCCCAUGGCUAGGGAAAAUGGCACAGUUGGGUCCUAUUUCAGAUGCUAAAGAAAACCCUUAUGGCGAGGAUGACAAUAAGAGCCCAUUCCCCCUGCAGCCCAAAAACAAGCGCAGUUAUGCCCAGAAUGUGACUGUCUGGAUCAAACCCAGUGGCCUGCAGACAGAUGUACAGAAGAUUUUGAGAAAUGCAAGGAAACUACCUGAAAAAACACAGACAUUCUACAAGGAGCUGAACCGUUUACGAAAGGCCGCUCUAGCCUUUGGUUUCCUGGACCUGCUGAAAGGGGUGGCUGACAUGCUGGAAAGGGAAUGCACACUGCUGCCCGAAACAGCCCAUCCCGAUGCUGCAUUCCAGCUGACCCAUGCUGCCCAGCAGCUCAAGCUGGCCAGUACCGGCACCUGUGAGUAUGCCGCUUAUGACCAGAACAUCACACCUUUGCAUACAGACUUCUCUGGGAGCAGCACUGAAAGAAUGUGAAACUGACUUUUGGAGCUUUCCUUUUUUCAUUUCAACUGAAAAUGAUUUAGAGUAAAAACCUUUCCAGUAUGUUCACCUCUGGGAUAGCCACCCAAAGACCUUCCUGAGGCUGCCUCAGAAGUACCACUUGCUGUUUUGAAUGACUCCACUAGCAAUGAGAAGGAUGUGAAGGUGGUUGGCUGAUUGGGCUUUAACUUCUUGGGACUCACAAUUUUUAAGCUCAGAAGAUAACUGCUGUUCCCAUGAUGGGCACAUUUCCUGAGAAUCUUGAAGGGCUGAUGCAGCAUAGAAUACCCCUGUCUUCCUCAGGAAACCUGACCAGCAAGGGCUCUCUGGCUUUCUGAAAGCUUCACUUGUUCUCUCCAGUUUCUAUCUCAACUGUUAAGGGCAUAUUCAAGCUUCUGUUCAUGGAAUGAGCAACUCAGACUGUCCGGAGGUUGCUGAGUACAAACACACCACCACUUUCAGAACUUUCCUCAGAACUUGGGCAAAAUGUGGUGGUAAUUCUUAAGAUGCUUUUGGUAUCUCUUGAGAUUCUAACUUUUAAAGGGCAACCAUUAAUGUGUAAAAUGAGUCCUGUUUCUUCAAGGAUUUUUUUUUUUAUGAUAAUAUUUUAUUUUC
Molecule: messenger RNA, 2621 nt
Organism: Saimiri boliviensis boliviensis (Bolivian squirrel monkey)
Lineage: Eukaryota; Metazoa; Chordata; Mammalia; Primates; Cebidae
Gene: INTS14
Product: integrator complex subunit 14
Biological process (GO): snRNA 3'-end processing
Cellular component (GO): integrator complex
Source: RefSeq, a predicted model, not a curated record